This is a messenger RNA of Hippoglossus stenolepis (Pacific halibut), 6792 nucleotides long. It is a transcript of the gene sp2, whose product is annotated as sp2 transcription factor. Lineage: Eukaryota; Metazoa; Chordata; Actinopteri; Pleuronectiformes; Pleuronectidae. The record is from RefSeq and is a predicted model, not a curated record. Gene Ontology annotation, biological process: regulation of transcription by RNA polymerase II. Gene Ontology annotation, molecular function: RNA polymerase II cis-regulatory region sequence-specific DNA binding; DNA-binding transcription factor activity, RNA polymerase II-specific. Bases 1438 to 3321 code for a protein of 627 amino acids. The transcript has 9 exons.
GAGUGUGGGGCUAGCGGGGCUGAAGUAGCUGCUCCAGGACGCGGACGUGCGUUCCCACUACACAGAAACACAGACUGGUUUUAAAGUAACGAUCCCAGUUUGUGUUCGUUGAAUGCAGCUGCACACGGACACAGUUAGCUCGAGCUAGCUGCUAGCCGCUCGAGCCAGCCCCAGUGUUAAGUCAGUGAUGCUAGUUAGCUCCGCUGGCUAACGUUAGCUGCUCCUGCACAGCCAGGUCUGUGUGUGUGUGUGUGUGUGUUGGAUGGCGGCGCCGCUGUGUUUAAGGCCGCGCUGUGUUUUAUUCCGCCCCCCGUGUGAGGCUCAGAGGCAGGACUCAAAGACUCAGGACUCAAACACGCACAACCUCGUGUAAACGUAGGAAAGGUGGACCCCCUCUGCGGCUGCUCUGGAACCAGCAGCCCCAGUUUGUUCCUGCAUGUGAGCCAAUGGGCUGAGAGGGCUGAGCUGGUUCCUCACUCCUGUGUCAGGGCAGAGUUCAGUGUUGACAGCUGAUUCCUCCCAUGACAGACAGCUGAUGGUUUCCCUGUCAAUCAUAUUAUUAUUGUUGUUAAUACACUGGAGUCGCAGAGCUGAGCCUUGUGGUUUCUUUCCUGUGAUAUCUGAGAGUUGCUGAUCCAAACCAAGGUGUUAACGUGGAGGAAGUGAGAUGUGUUGUUUGUGUGAGGUUGAGUUGGUUUGUCAGAACCAGCUACUGGACAGAAGGAUGCAGUUCAGGGUGGAACAUGUCACGUUCUGGAGCGGGGGGGGACGGAUCCACUUUCCCCACUUUCUUUUAACAUUGCGAAAAAUAAAAAAACACAUUCACUGAUGUCUCCGAGAAUAAUUCACGGCUCUAGAUGAAACCACCAGGACUGAUAUCUACGAGUGUGAGUUGGUGCAGAUCCAAACUGAAAUCUGGAGCUCGGGAAUUGAAAUGUGGUUUCACUUGUUGGCGGAGGGGUUGGUUCUCGUAUGUCUUUCGCCCAGAUUGUCUUUGAGUCUUUGAGUUUUCUGGAAAAAGCCUCGAGAUGAAGCUGUUCUGUGUUUUGUUUUGCUUUCUUUUUUAAAUUGCAGUGAUGUUUUCUUAUUGAGGAGACGAAGGCUUUGUGACUCAAGUGCAGUUGUGAUACUUCCUCAGCGUGUCUUACAGCUGGAGUGGGCUCUCCUCAGAGGUGUCGCUGGUUGCCAGGACAGUGCUCGGUGUUAGUCAUGUGGUUACGUGUCACCUGCUGUUUCAUCUCAAGUGUUUGCUGCCUGUUAACACACCAGGAGCGCAACUGAUUUUUUAACAAACACUGAUAUUUCACGUUCAAGAUUGAGGACAGAUGUUGAGUUGAGCCAUAAUAUUCCCACCAGGCAGCGGUGAAACCGAACCGAAGCAGACAAAGGGCAGAGGUUUAAUUUGUGCAUUUGUCUGAUGCAGAACAACAGGACAGUAUGGCCACCACUGUUGCUGUCAGUCCCAGUGAAUACCUUCAGCCCUCCACCGCCUCCACACAACUUGAGGAUCACACACAUGGACGACAGAGGGACACGAAACCUUUGCAGGUGGAAACUCACAUCUACUACACCCCAGGCAAUGACACUGACACCCAGCCCUCUCCUCUGGCCCUCCUGGCUGCAACCUGUAGUAAAAUUGGCCCUCCUGCUGCUCAGGCUCCCGUCACAUCUCCUCCAGCGCAGCCGCAGCCUCGCAGGCUCCUCCCUAUAAAGCCGGCUCCGAUCGCCCCCGCUCCGCCCAAGAACCUGGGGUUUCUCUCAACCAAGGGCAAUGUUAUCCAGCUCCCUGCCGGCCUGGGCUCCACGGCCCCUGGGAGCCCCAUCGUCCUCACUAUCCAGCAGAGCCCGGCUCGCAGCAACACUUCGGCCCCCGCCAACAUCCAGUACCAGAUGAUGCCGCAGAUUCAGGGCUCCCAGACUAUUCAGAUGAUGCCGCAGGGGGGUCAGAUCCAGCUCAUACCCGGCACCAACCAGGCCAUCAUCACCACUCCAAUGACUGUACCGGCCCCCGCGGCUGCCAUCGCUCCGGUCACGCCACAGAAGACUGUAGCCAUCAAGCCGUCUCCUAAGUUGCGGAAGUCGAACAACUCUGCUGCAAACAUGGUGCAGCUGCCCAGCGGGCUCACGCUGCCGCUCAACGUGGCCACGGGAGAGGUGGGUGGGACUCAAAUCAUCACAGAGACGGCCACUCUCACCCCUGGAAAGGGACGACGAGGGAGGAGGAAGAAAGUGGUUCUGGCUUCACAAACUCCACUGUCUCAUCCUGCACAGGCCGCCUCCCCCCCCCCGGAGCAGAUGGAGACGAUCCUGAUAGAAGCUGGCGACAACAUCAUACAGGCUGGCAACAACCUCCUGAUCGUGCAGAGUCCUGGGCAGCCGGCUAUGGUGCAGCAGGUUCAGCUCGUGCAGCCCAAACAGGAAUCUCAAAUGGUUCAGAUCCCGCAGCAGGCACUGAAGGUGGUGCAGGCCGCCUCCGCCACUCUGCCGCCCGUCCCACAGAGACAGUCGGCUCCUACGAACCUGCAGGUCACUCCCACAGAUCCAUCGCCAACACAGAUCUUCUUCAAAACAGCGUCGGGUGAUUGGCAGUCAGUUCUGCUCCAGGACUCGGUCUCCACAACAACGACCCCCACCACGUCGGUCGUCACCACCACGACUUCGCCGCCGGCCGGCACAAAAAGGACGCUGGCGGGGGGGCGGAAGGAAAGGACUCUGGCAAAAAUUGCCCCGGCGGGGGGGAUGAUGGCGCUGAACCCGUCGCAGCUCCCCUCGGCAGCGCAGGCGGUGCAGACGAUCAGCAUCAACGGGGUCCAAGUGCAGGGAGUUCCUGUCACCAUCACCAACGCAGGGGGCCAGCAGCACCUAACCAUGCAGGCCAUGCAGGGCGGAGGGCUCCAGCUGGCGGCGCAGGGCCAGGCCGCCAUCCAGGUCGACCAGACCCUCACUCUGGAGCUGCCCGGUCAGCCAGGAGAGAAGAAGCGACGCAUGGCGUGCACCUGCCCCAACUGUAAAGACGCAGACAAGAGGCCCGGGGAGGUCGGGAAGAGGAAGCACAUCUGCCACGUCCCCGGCUGUGAGAAGACGUUCAGGAAAACGUCGCUGCUCAGAGCUCACGUCCGGCUGCACACCGGCGAGAGACCCUUCGCCUGCAACUGGGUUUUCUGCGGGAAACGCUUCACGCGCAGUGACGAGCUGCAGCGGCACGCCAGGACGCACACAGGAGACAAGCGCUUUGAGUGCAACCAGUGUCAGAAACGCUUCAUGAGGAGCGAUCACCUGACGAAGCAUUACAAGACGCACAUAAACACCAAGAACCUGUGAGCGCACUGUGCACUCAGCGUGUACACAGACAAACUCAAGACUGUGUUAGUGGAGCUGCAGAGGGGACGAGACGAGGGGGGACUGAGACUUAUCCCAUAAUGGGAAAUACUCCAAAAACCAGUCCCCCAUAUCUCCUCUCAGUCCUCUAGGGCGCUGUGUAGUGUGGUGUACAAAGAAAUCCUUUCUGAUGGACUUCAAACUGACCCAGCACAUUUAAUAAUAGUAGAUUAUUUUUUGUUUGUUUUACUUUUCCCUCUGGUCCGAGCGGAGGCCAGAACCAGCGACGACUGAACGCGUGAACUGACUCGAAGAGGAGUCUCCAGACGCAGAUGCAUAACUCUGCCUGCUUAUUUAUGAACUUCCUUGGUAGAAGAAUAAUUCAGACUCCCACACCUGAGACUCACGGCUUCACCAAGAGUUUCCAUCGCUUCCGUUUGGUUUUUUUCUUCCCCACAAAUCAUUCUCCACUUUUUGUUUUUCGUGGAACAUCGGGAACUCUGACAAAUUGGCUGUUGAAGAAGCAAAAAAAAAAUUUGAAAGAAUUUGACGCAGUGUUUUAUAAAUUUACCAGAAAUAUCUUUUACCUGGAAAUUAUCUAUUUGUGUUUUAGCAGAAGUUUUUUUUUUGCUGAUUUACCCAAAAAAAGUUGGGGACCACAAGACUUUUUCAGUUUACAUUGGCUAUUUUUAAAGUGUGUAUAUGCGUAUUAUUAUACAUAAUAUUAAUAAUGAUAAUAAACUAUUUAUAUCUUUUUUUCAUACAGUUGUUACAAAUUGAUUUGGAAUAGGAUUGACAUAAAAUCGAAAAAAAAGACUAAAUGAGAAAGUUGAGAACGAGAUGUAAAAAAACAAUAAGAAAGAAAGAAAAGUUCGAGAAUCAGUCGAGAGGAAACGGUUCAGAAUGAUUUCGGACUCUGGAAGAGUUUCACCGUUCGGGGCCAGAAGUCACGGUGCCUUAAAAGUUGUCAUUAACGUUUUAAAAUCAUUUUUCAAACACACCACAAACCAAGAGAUUCUGGACUUGGAUCGGUUUGGUGAUGACCUGGUGAAGAGCAAAGUUCUGAAUGUGACAAGAAGGUGGAACGAAUUUGAAGGAUAUUAAUGUUACAGGCGGCGACUGGACCCAGACAGUAAAAGAAAACGUAGAAAUGUAGAUUGUCCUGCGAUCACCUGUGGAAAAUACCGUCUGGUUGCUGAAGUUUCCGUGGCAGCGUCGUGGAGAAAGUUUCAACUUUGAAUUUCAUGUCUUUAAAAACAAGUAUUUUAGGCUUUUGUACAGGCUUGAGUUUUAAUUGGAAAAUAGCAGAGGACCUGAUCCUUGUGAAACACCUGACGAGAGAAUUCUCAGUGUGUCCCGAUCAGCCGCAUCACAACCAGGUUGGGAUGAAACGUCUCAGAGGAAGGAUCGUAUUAAACGUGUUCACAGGGCAGAUUAAUAACCGGUGAGAGUGAAUGGAUCCAGGUUGAAGUUCUGUUUAAUAGAUUUAACACGUGUGGCCACUGUACUAACAACCUGUCGCAUAUGAAACUACAGCAUGUGUACUACCUAAAGUUCUCUACGUUCAGAGAAGCGCUGCAACGAUGUUCAACUUUCAGUGUAACGUCUUCAUCUCCUGUGGAAUCCAGGGCGACGGGGCUGCGUUGGCCCGGUUCGAGUUCUUAAAAGUCUGAGCGAUCAGGUCCAAGUGGCCUCUUGAGUCUCGUUCAGCUAAGUUCAGUGAGAUGUUACCGACACGCUCUCUUCCCUCUGACACCAAGUUGCUCCACAGCAGGUACGCGUCUGUCUCGGGCAUCGAACGUCAGUAUGUCUUGGUACCAAAUGUUCCACCGGAUUCACCAAAUAGUUAUUGAUUCAAAUAAAACUUUCAGAUCUUGUUUUAUCGAAGUUCAUCGACGGCUGCUUCCGUGAGGACGAACCAACGGGACACCCGAUUCUUUUAGUUUACCGAAAAAGUGUUUCAGUAUUUUGUAUAUUUUUAAAAAACAUGUUUAUACUCCUUUAAAAAAAAGAAAAAAAACAAAAAAAAAACAACUAAUUUGGUAGCUGAACCAAAUGAUUCCCAGUCCAACCGACUCCUCGUUUAAACACAAUUCCAGGGUAACUGCUCUUCUGCUUUAUCACAGUAUAGUUUUCAUUGGGUGAUUUGUAGCCUAUGCAUUGCUGUAAAUACGAUGGGAUUUCCAACUCUUUGCUCUAACUCGACAAUCAUGUCACAAGAUGCAAAAAAAAACAAACAACACAACAACAAAACGCUUUCUCAGGCCUCAGUUUGUAUUUGAUUUCUUUUCCAGCUAUGUGAUAGCUUUAAUUCUGACUUUUCACUCUGAUGACCAGCAUUAGGCCGACUGUACAGUAUUCACAUGUAACUUAAAUAUCAUUUGCUUUAUAGCAAACAAACUGUUGCUUAUAUCGUUUUUUGAUAUAAUGAAGAUGUUCUCUAACAGGUCCUCAGUCAGUUUGACGCUCUCGCUUUUUCCUUUUUUGUCCAACAAAUACAGCGACUUAUUUUAUAAUAAGCUUUUUGGUCAAAUGAGCUCGGUGCCGUGAGACAGCCGGCAGUUGAGUUUUCACUGUGGCGUGUUUUAAUACUGUGACAUGCGUGUGCAAUGGAAGGUGCGGCCUCGCUGAACACGAUCCAACAACCACCUUCUUCUCUGCACGCGACACAGAGAUUUGACCAAAAAGCUCAGAACAGGUCAGACAUGUUUUUAACGCACUUUGAGUUCAGUGCUUCACGGCGGCGACAGGCGGUUUAAAGCGUAGGUGGCCAAUAUUUGGUGUAUUUUUUUAAGAAUGUGUCCGAAGAAUAUGCGAUUGCCAUUGGGACGGACAGAAAGAGCCUGCUCAUAUUUAUGUUCACGUCUGAAUAUGUAAAUACAGUGUGUGUGUCUGGGAGACACGGUAAAUGUAGGAUAUUAAAAAAUACAAGUUAAGCUGCCCAGUGUUGAGGUUGGUGCGACCAGCCCUGAAGAAAACAGACUUUGUACAGCGUGCAAGGAAUAAAAUAUAAUGUGACAUCGUAUAGCUUCAUUCCUGCUUUGUAUAAGACUUCUAGAUCUUCUUUUCUAUUGAAUUUAAGAUGCCUUAGAUAGCUACACCCAGUAUUUCAUGAUGUUUUCUGUCUAAUUCCAGGUAACAACAUUUGUAAAAUUCCUUCUGUUGUUUUUAACUUAUGUUACAUGCUAAUGUCAUGUGCACUGAUCAAAAUCACAGGUUGCAAAAUUUGUCAAUUUAACCUCCGUUGUAAUUAAACGUAACGAGAUUUUUCCAAAUUGAGACGUUUCUCUCGCUUGGUUUCUAUGAGUCGAGAGCUUCUCCUUCUCCACACGUGGACACGACGUGAUGCAGCUGCGUGUUCCUCAGGAGAAACCCAGAGAACCAGAAGUUUGUUUUAUAACUUGUAUGAAGGUGCUGAAACAUGACGUCUGCUCCUUUUCUACAUCACCCCCUCAAUAAACAACUCAAACUGUU